UGCAUCUCUUUUCAGACGGUCCUGGCAAAAGCUCUGUUUGACAACGCAGCUGAAAGUCCAGACGAGCUGGCGUUUCGGAAAGGGGACAUCCUGAUGGUGCUGGAACAGGACAUGGGGGGUGUUCCGGGAUGGUGGCUGUGCUCCCUCCACGGGAGGCAAGGAAUUGUCCCAGGAAACCGGCUCCGACUGCUCCAAUCCCAAAACCAGGAUUCUGGGAAUGGGAGUCCUGGCACACAGGGGGACAAUCUGUACCAGGCACCUGUGUCCCAGAAUCAGACACGGCAGGGGGACAAUAUAUACCAGGCACCCGUGUCCCAGAAUCAGACACAGCAGGGGGACAAUCUGUACCAGACACCCGUGUCCCAGAAUCAGACACAGCAGGGGGACAAUCUGUACCAGGCACCCGUGUCCCAGAAUCAGACACAGCAGGGGGACAAUCUGUACCAGGCACCCGUGUCCCAGAAUCAGACACAGCAGGGGGACAAUCUGUACCAGACACCCUCCUAUGAAGAGCAGGACAUUGUGUACCUGACUCUGAAACAAAAGGCACCUGAGAUUUACCAAGCACCUACUGUGGUGUCAAGUGAAUAUUUGGUGCCGACUGGAGGGACUUUAGUGCCUGAGACUGUUUACCAAGCACCAGCUCUGCAGAGUGACCAGGUCUACCAGGAGCCGACCAGAUUGGGGUUGGGUGAGCGGUCUGCCCAACUUUCAGCGUUUCAGGCUGCGAGACAGGCGGUGGGAAACGUCUAUGUGUGUCCCACAGCUAAACAUCCACCUGGAGAUAUUUAUCAAGCUCCCACUGAUCCCAAACUGGCUUUUAGAAAUGCAGCGGGACAUUCUCCAUCGUUUCAGGAAAAAUCCGAUUUGGGAAAAAGCUCGCCGGAAAAUGUGUACCAAGCGCCGACUGGGAUCAAGGAUUUGGGAUCGCAGACUUUCUAUUUGGCCCCGACUGGGAAACACCAAAGCCCAAAUUCCAGACAAGAAUCCCAGAUUUUUGAAGCCCAGAAUAUGUAUAAGUCCCCCAAAAUGUGCCACAAAGUUUUGGGAGCCCCCAGAACUGAAAUCCCCACAUCAACUCAGGAGGCCCUUAGUAAGUCUAUGGGUAGUGGAAAUACUGCUAAGGUGUCCCAUGUAUUAAAACAGAGUCUUGGGCAACAUGUACAGCACAAACCACCAGUGGGGCAAACCAAAGUAUGCCAAAAGGUGGCACCCAUUUCAGUUCGGGACAGUCCAAAGUUACUACUCAGGGGGGAGAAAGAUGGACACCAGAUUCCUGCAGCCAUCCCCAGUGGGAAUUCGGGGGAGGCGGACCCUGCACCCCUGAAGGGACAGGAAGAGGGGGAGUAUGUGGAACCGGAUGAUGAAAAUUUCAGAAGUGAAGAGGUGUAUGAUAUACCUCCCUCCACUAGGUGGGGGUCUCUCGCUGCCCCUACACCUGCUGAAGACUCCAACAGCUGCAUCUACAAUGUGCCUCGAUUCAUCAACGACAAGCAGAUCGACCGCUUGCAAGAGGCGGAACAGGAAGUUUACAACGUCCCCUCCAUGUUCCUCAGAGAAGAGACCUACAACAUCCCAGCAUGCCACAGGCCAUACAAAGAGGACUCGGAGCCAGCGGGACAGGAAGAGGAAGUGGAAGAGGACGUUUACAGCGUCCCCUCUCUGGCGGGACAGCCGUCCAUCCUGAACCCCGAGCAGAGGGUCCGGGAGGAGGGGGGCAUGCACUCUGUCCCAGGCCAGGCCCCGGAGGAUUGUGGGAUAUACGACCUGCCCGCCGCCAGCAUCGCGAUGGAAGAAAUGGACCUUCUAACAGAACCAGAUUUCAUUCGCCGGCUCUCCAUCUCGAGCAAUGGUAGCGGCCAAUCGAAAUCCUCCACCGACUCAUGCCUGGAAGCACUGUCAGCCCUCCUCCAAUCGGCUCAAUGCGCUGCCUCAGGACCCGCCCCUCCUCCCAGAGAGCUGGCCUCCCUGUUGGCCGAGAUAGUGUCUGUCUCCAGGCAGCACGGGGAGCUCGGCGAAGUGCUCAGUCGCCUCUCUGAUUUCAUCCCCAGCCUCUCCAGAGGUGCUGCUCCGGAUGCUCUGCUCUCAUUGGUCCGGAAGGCCUUGGAAGACUCCGCCUCCCUCCUGACAGGCCAUGCCCACAGGCCCCGUCUCUCUUCUCAGGAGUCUCUCUCCAGGCGCCCCCUGCCUGCUCUACCGGUGGCCGAGGUGAAGCCAAUGAAAUUGAAACUAACGAGGAAGGGCAGCGGCAUUCAGGAGAGACCCCUCCCCCCUGGCGCCACCCCCUGGAAGGGGACUGGGGGGGGUGGGGGGGAGUGGACCUUUGGUCAGCCCCCCCCACCCCCUCCCCUGCUCCACGAAGGGAGAGAGGAGACUGGGAACGAAUACGAAGGGAUUGGAAAUGUUUCUGUGACUGGGAGCAGCUCCACAGCCAUUCCUGCUGCUGGGGAGAGUGGGGGAUACGUCAAGCUGCAGGGAAAGCCUGAGCCAGACUCCCCUGCGAUGCCAACGGAGAAUAUCCUGCCAGCGCCAGACCCUCCCUCUACAACUGACAAGGUGACUCGGACCCCCCCGGCCCUCCCUCUCUCCUCAGAAGACCGACAGCUUCUCUCAUUCUACUCGGAGCAGAGCCAGGCUCACCUUGUCUCCCUCAACGAUGCCAUCGACUCCCUCUUCACCAGCGUGCAGGGGAACCAGCCGCCCAGGGCCUUCGUUUCCAAGGGGAAGCUUGUCAUCGUGACAGCACACAAGCUGGUCUUCAUCGGGGACACUCUGUCCCGUCUCCUGGCCUCCCCAGAGGUCAGGUCAAAGGUCACGACCUCGGGGGCCCACCUAUGUCAGGCGCUCAAGGUGGUUGUCCUGGCAACCAAAGGGGCAGCCCUGCAUUACCCAUCAGUCUCCGCUCUCCAGGAAAUGGUGAACCGGGUGGCGGAACUCUCCCAGCAUGCAGUGCGAUUUGCAAGUCUCUUGCCCAGAAUGGCCAACCCUUCGUGACCAAAAUGAUUUUUUUUUUUUUUUUUCUUUUUAAAAAGCAAAAAAUAAAAAUAAAAAAAAUCUUUGUGGACUUUUUUUUUUUUUCUGCAGUUGUCUACAAUCCAAAUCAAGUGGAGAUGACUGAUCUCAUUCCUUCACGCCUAAAUGAACUAUUGUUAGAGAGAGAGAGAGAGAGAGAGAGAGAGAGAGAGAGAGAGAGAUAGGGUGUCUGCUGGUUUUAAAAUGAUUGGAGCUCGCAAUACAAUUCCAUGAAUCGAACCUGCUUUGUGUAUGAAGCUGCUGCACUGCUUUGUGUAUGAAGCUGCUGCACUGCUUUGUGUAUGAAGCUGCUACACUGCUUUGUGUAUGAAGCUGCUGCACUGCUUUGUGUAUGAAGCUGCUGCACUGCUUUGUGUAUGAAGCUGCUGCACUGCUUUGUGUAUGAAGCUGCUGCACUGCUUUGUGUAUGAAGCUGCUGCACUGCUUUGUGUAUGAAGCUGCUGCACUGCUUUGUGUAUGAAGCUGCUACACUGGUCUCAGAUUUGCAGGUUUGUAAGAUACAUGUGUUACAUUUGUUUGAAAUGUGGUACUGCACUGAGUUCAAGAAAUCUCUGUUGCAAGCCAUGCUUUCCAGAAGUCUGUUAGUAUCAGGGAUCACUGGCUGAAAGCUUGUCAGUCAGCAGGGGAAGCAGCUGAUUGGUUAUUGACAGGAAUGAAGCCUGUGAAGGGGUGGGGAUAAUUUUACUCUGGUUGAACUAGUAAGUACAUGACAGUUGCAAAACGAGUCUUGCAAACAGAGAAUUCUUGAUCUCAGUAGAUGAUUGAAAAUGUAAACGCAUGUUUGCUAAAACAUGCCUUCCUUUCAAAACUGCCCAUUUGAAACCGGAGAAAACAUUUGGAAUUAUUUUGUUUGCUACAAUUACUUUAAACCUUAUCCAAGGGAAUGAACAAGGUCCUGCCCAGGUUUGCAUCAAUGACCAGUUUAUAAGAACAAAGAAUUCACUAAUAUCGAUUCCUUACUUCUCUGGUGUUUUGGUUGCUCUGCGUUAUUUACAAUCCAGGAUUGUGGGUAGCUGUUAAAUCCACAAUAACUUUCAAUGGUUCGGUUUUGUAAGGUUGGUUUGAUUGUUUUUAAAUACGAGUUCAUCUGUACACUGACCUUUUCUCAUGCUAUAAAGCGACAUGUAAGUCUCUCCUGUUUUUUUUUAAUAAUAAAUUGAUUUGACACCUUGA
Polyodon spathula (Mississippi paddlefish) is the source of this 4206-nucleotide messenger RNA. RefSeq names its product embryonal Fyn-associated substrate (gene efs). Gene Ontology annotation, biological process: cell surface receptor protein tyrosine kinase signaling pathway; cell migration. Gene Ontology annotation, cellular component: cytoplasm; plasma membrane; focal adhesion. Lineage: Eukaryota; Metazoa; Chordata; Actinopteri; Acipenseriformes; Polyodontidae. The record is from RefSeq and is a predicted model, not a curated record. Gene Ontology annotation, molecular function: protein binding.